AUGAGGUUGAUUAAUACAUCCACCGAUACCACUUUCGUCUUCUCGAUUGAUAAGCACAAUUUUACUGUCAUAGGUGCCGAUCUUGUUCCGUUGGAGCCGUAUGAUACUUCUCACAUCCUCAUUGGUAUUGACGUGAAAGACGGGGAUUCUUUCUGGAUUCGCAUGGUACCUGCGGGAGAUGGAUGCAGCAGAUUCCGGAAAGAUCAUGUGCCUGACGAAAGGAUGGGGGCGUUGUACUACGGGAAGAAGACCAAUGUGCUGCCCAAAUCUGAAGGCGGUGGAUACGAUAUCAGUUGCCGCGAUGAACCAUAUGAGCGACUGAAACCAAUACAGAAAUGGACUGUACCAGAUCCAUUACUUGCACCAGACUUGAUGACAAAGACGCAGAAAAUCGGCAUUGAUAUUUGGAACCCUCCCGGCCGUCCUACUGAUGCGCCAAAGAUUGCGAAUUGGGGGGUUGGGCCCCAGCCGAUGUGGCUUAACUACUCUAAACCCAUCGUGAAGAACAUGGACAUCGAAGAUUGGCCUGAAACUUGGACUGUUUACCCAGCAAACGACUAUACACAUGAGCAGUGGGUAUACCUUGUCGUUACGGGGCAAGAAAAACAAGCAGAGCUUGCGAGAACACAGGCUCCAAAUGCUCAUCCACUACAUUUCCAUGGCCAUGAUUUCGCCCUUCUACAGCAGUCUUAUGAACCAUUCAACAGCAAGAAUCUGAAUCUCAAGCUUGAUAACCCACCUCGCCGCGAUGUUGUUCUACUUCCCAGCAAUGGCUUUGUUGUCAUUGCCUUCAAAGCUGACAACCCUGGCUCCUGGCUUAUGCACUGCCACAUCGCAUGGCAUGCUUCUGCUGGCCUCGCUCUUCAAAUCUUGGAAGAUAAGAACGACGUUGUAAAGUAUCUCAAAUCCCACCCUGAAGAUGUCAAGGAAAUGCGCCGGGUGUGCGACAACUGGGAUAAAUGGUACGGCAACGCUGAGAAUCAUUAUCCCGCCGAAUUCUUCCAGGAAGACUCUGGUAUAUAA
This is a messenger RNA of Trichophyton benhamiae CBS 112371, 1023 nucleotides long. RefSeq lists its product as uncharacterized. The record is from RefSeq and is a predicted model, not a curated record. The coding region runs from base 1 to 1023 and encodes 340 amino acids. Gene Ontology annotation, molecular function: oxidoreductase activity; copper ion binding. The transcript is spliced from 3 exons. Lineage: Eukaryota; Fungi; Ascomycota; Eurotiomycetes; Onygenales; Arthrodermataceae.